This is a messenger RNA of Funneliformis geosporum, 537 nucleotides long. NCBI's taxonomy places the organism in Eukaryota, Fungi, Glomeromycota, Glomeromycetes, Glomerales, Glomeraceae. The record is from the annotation of a GenBank genome assembly.
AUGUCCAUUCCUACCAUGUCUACUGAUACCCAAACAAGAGGAGCUGCUCCUGAGCUCGAGAUGAAUAUAAUUAAUGAUAAAAAAUUAAUCCUUAAUGUAGGAGGGGUUAAGUAUGAGACCUUUCGGUCCACAUUAAUUGCCCAUCCGAGCACUUUACUUGGAACGAUGUUUCAAGAUGAAGAGACAAUUGAUAACAAAAAUGAAUUUUUUUUUGAUCGAGAUGGUAAAGUCUUUCGAUAUAUUCUCCAAUAUUACCGUAAUAACAAGAUAUAUUGGCCAGAUUCGAGUCGAGAAGUUUCAAGAGAAGAACUUCUAGAUGAAUUAGAGUUUUUUCAAAUUUCUGCCGAUGAACAUCAUUUAUUUGUUAAAAUACGAAAAAUGGUAUCAGUUCUUCCAGGUUGGAAACGUCAAUGUUACCCUAAUGUUGUAACUGGUAAUCUAAUAGAAUAUCAAACAAACUUAACAAGGAAUAUUUCAAAAGGCCGAAACACUUGGCGUGGCAUUUAUCAAACGUCACAAUGCGCCGAUUGUGAUUAA